AUGUAGAAAGACAGUAAUUCAGGAAAUGAUUAAGGAUAUUGUUAUGGAUAAGGAUAUGAUGCAGCAUCCGGAAAUUAUGAUCCAUCAACUGCGGAAGCUGUAGGUUAAGGAUUUGAUGCUUUAGUGUGUGACCUAAGUGGCAAUAAAGGAGCAUAUGAAUAAGGUUAUAAAGAUGGAUACAAUUAAACUAACCCAUUCGCUGGAAUAUCAAGAAAAUCAGACAAAUGA
This is a messenger RNA of Paramecium primaurelia, 228 nucleotides long. The record is from the annotation of a GenBank genome assembly. NCBI's taxonomy places the organism in Eukaryota, Ciliophora, Oligohymenophorea, Peniculida, Parameciidae.